UGUCACUUGAGAUGCUUCUACACCAGAGAGGCACUUAGACAGGUUUGACAAAUUUUGAAAAAUGGCAGGUCGAAUCUUACUGCCUUUACUGCUGCUGUCAGCUACAGCUGGAGUGGCAACGCAAACAACUACAGCUAGUGGGACAACUCAAGCUGGAUUGUCAACUCAGCGUCAAGCUGGAGUGACAACUCAAAGUCAAGCUGGAAUCUCAACUCAGCGUCAAGCUGGAGUGACAUCUCAAGGUCAAGCUGGAGUGUCAACUCAAAGUCAAGCUGGAAUCUCAACUCAGCGUCAAGCUGGAGUGACAUCUCAAAGUCAAGCUGGAAUCUCAACUCAGCGUCAAGCUGGAGUGUCAACUCAAAGUCAAGCUGGAAUCUCAACUCAGCGUCAAGCUGGAGUGACAUCUCAAAGUCAAGCUGGAGUGUCAACUCAAAGUCAAGCUGGAAUCUCAACUCAGCGUCAAGCUGGAGUGACAUCUCAAGGUCAAGCUGGAGUGUCAACUCAAAGUCAAGCUGGAAUCUCAACUCAGCGUCAAGCUGGAGUGUCAACUCAAAGUCAAGCUGGAAUCUCAACUCAGCGUCAAGCUGGAGUGACAUCUCAAGGUCAAGCCGGAGUGUCAACUCAAAGUCAAGCUGGAAUCUCAACUCAGCGUCAAGCUGGAGUGACAUCUCAAAGUCAAGCUGGAGUGUCAACUCAAAGUCAAGCUGGAGUGUCAACUCAAAGUCAAGCUGGAAUCUCAACUCAGCGUCAAGCUGGAGUGACAUCUCAAGGUCAAGCUGGAGUGUCAACUCAAAGUCAAGCUGGAAUCUCAACUCAGCGUCAAGCUGGAGUGUCAACUCAAAGUCAAGCUGGAAUCUCAACUCAGCGUCAAGCUGGAGUGACAUCUCAAGGUCAAGCCGGAGUGUCAACUCAAAGUCAAGCUGGAAUCUCAACUCAGCGUCAAGCUGGAGUGACAUCUCAAAGUCAAGCUGGAGUGUCAACUCAAAGUCAAGCUGGAGUGUCAACUCAAAGUCAAGCUGGAAUCUCAACUCAGCGUCAAGCUGGAGUGACAUCUCAAGGUCAAGCUGGAGUGUCAACUCAAAGUCAAGCUGGAAUCUCAACUCAGCGUCAAGCUGGAGUGUCAACUCAAAGUCAAGCUGGAAUCUCAACUCAGCGUCAAGCUGGAGUGACAUCUCAAGGUCAAGCUGGAGUGUCAACUCAAAGUCAAGCUGGAAUCUCAACUCAGCGUCAAGCUGGAGUGACAUCUCAAAGUCAAGCUGGAAUCUCAACUCAGCGUCAAGCUGGAGUGUCAACUCAAAGUCAAGCUGGAGUGACAUCUCAAGGUCAAGCUGGAGUGUCAACUCAAAGUCAAGCUGGAAUCUCAACUCAGCGUCAAGCUGGAGUGUCAACUCAAAGUCAAGCUGGAAUCUCAACUCAGCGUCAAGCUGGAGUGACAUCUCAAAGUCAAGCUGGAGUGUCAACUCAAAGUCAAGCUGGAAUCUCAACUCAGCGUCAAGCUGGAGUGUCAACUCAAAGUCAAGCUGGAAUCUCAACUCAGCGUCAAGCUGGAGUGACAUCUCAAAGUCAAGCUGGAGUGUCAACUCAAAGUCAAGCUGGAAUCUCAACUCAGCGUCAAGCUGGAGUGACAUCUCAAAGUCAAGCUGGAGUGUCAACUCAAAGUCAAGCUGGAAUCUCAACUCAGCGUCAAGCUGGAGUGACAUCUCAAAGUCAAGCUGGAGUGUCAACUCAAAGUCAAGCUGGAAUCUCAACUCAGCGUCAAGCUGGAGUGUCAACUCAAAGUCAAGCUGGAAUCUCAACUCAGCGUCAAGCUGGAGUGACAUCUCAAGGUCAAGCCGGAGUGUCAACUCAAAGUCAAGCUGGAAUCUCAACUCAGCGUCAAGCUGGAGUGACAUCUCAAAGUCAAGCUGGAAUCUCAACUCAGCGUCAAGCUGGAGUGUCAACUCAAAGUCAAGCUGGAAUCUCAACUCAGCGUCAAGCUGGAGUGACAUCUCAAGGUCAAGCUGGAGUGUCAACUCAAAGUCAAGCUGGAAUCUCAACUCAGCGUCAAGCUGGAGUGUCAACUCAAAGUCAAGCUGGAGUGACAUCUCAAGGUCAAGCUGGAGUGUCAACUCAAAGUCAAGCUGGAAUCUCAACUCAGCGUCAAGCUGGAGUGACAUCUCAAAGUCAAGCCGGAGUGUCAACUCAAAGUCAAGCUGGAAUCUCAACUCAGCGUCAAGCUGGAGUGUCAACUCAAAGUCAAGCUGGAAUCUCAACUCAGCGUCAAGCUGGAGUGACAUCUCAAAGUCAAGCUGGAGUGUCAACUCAAAGUCAAGCUGGAAUCUCAACUCAGCGUCAAGCUGGAGUGACAUCUCAAGGUCAAGCUGGAGUGUCAACUCAAAGUCAAGCUGGAAUCUCAACUCAGCGUCAAGCUGGAGUGUCAACUCAAAGUCAAGCUGGAAUCUCAACUCAGCGUCAAGCUGGAGUGACAUCUCAAGGUCAAGCUGGAGUGUCAACUCAAAGUCAAGCUGGAAUCUCAACUCAGCGUCAAGCUGGAGUGACAUCUCAAGGUCAAGCUGGAGUGUCAACUCAAAGUCAAGCUGGAAUCUCAACUCAGCGUCAAGCUGGAGUGUCAACUCAAAGUCAAGCUGGAAUCUCAACUCAGCGUCAAGCUGGAGUGACAUCUCAAAGUCAAGCUGGAGUGUCAACUCAAAGUCAAGCUGGAAUCUCAACUCAGCGUCAAGCUGGAGUGUCAACUCAAAGUCAAGCUGGAAUCUCAACUCAGCGUCAAGCUGGAGUGACAUCUCAAAGUCAAGCUGGAGUGUCAACUCAAAGUCAAGCUGGAAUCUCAACUCAGCGUCAAGCUGGAGUGACAUCUCAAAGUCAAGCUGGAGUGUCAACUCAAAGUCAAGCUGGAAUCUCAACUCAGCGUCAAGCUGGAGUGUCAACUCAAAGUCAAGCUGGAAUCUCAACUCAGCGUCAAGCUGGAGUGACAUCUCAAAGUCAAGCUGGAGUGUCAACUCAAAGUCAAGCUGGAAUCUCAACUCAGCGUCAAGCUGGAGUGUCAACUCAAAGUCAAGCUGGAAUCUCAACUCAGCGUCAAGCUGGAGUGACAUCUCAAAGUCAAGCUGGAGUGACAUCUCAAAGUCAAGCUGGAGUGUCAAAUCAAAGUCAAGCUGGAGUAUCAACUCAGCGUCAAGCUGGAGUGACAAAUCAAAGUCAAGCUGGAGUGACAACUCAACAUCAAGCUGGAAUGACAACUCAACAACAAGCUGGAAUGACAACUCAAAGUCAAGGACCCCUCUACCCAAUUGCUGGAACAAUAAGCUAUCGAUCAGAUGAUGGAAGCUCACCUGCAAUUUCACUCCUACGAUCCUUUAACUAUUUUGGGCAGUCUUACUCUCAGAUUUACGUGAACCACAACGGAGAUCUGACCUUUGAUGCACCAUGGUAUAGUUAUACUCCUCAACGUUUUCCAAUGUAUGGAAGUACAGACGUCAUUGCUCCGUUCUGGACUGAUUUAGACAACAGAGGAAAUGGUGAUAUCUACUAUAUUCAGUACACCAGCGGCUCUAUUCUCCAGCAAGUUACACAGGACAUCAAUAGAUACUUCCCAGCUCUUAACUUUCAGGCAAACUGGGUCUUCAUAGCAACAUGGUAUGAAGUUGCCUAUUUUCCAAUGACUGGAACACAAACAACCUUUCAGGCAGUCUUGACUACCAAUGGCCAAUAUUCAUUUGUGCUGAUGAAUUAUGGCUCAAUAGCCUCCACGUCAAUGUCUGUACAGGCUGGAUACGAUACGAUCAGUUCCUCUCACCACUUCACCAUCCCUGGAUCAUUCUCUAGUGACGCAACCGGACCUAACUCAACUUUUAGUGUUGGCAGUAAUGUCAACGUACCCGGUCGCUGGGCCUUCCGUGUCGAUCAUGGAUCAUUAGUCUGUAAUUUUAAUGGUCUACCUGUUCAACUUGGUGACUCUUUCUGGAGUGACAGCACCUGUGCACAGAAAUGCACCUGCACCAGAGCAGGGCUGCAAUGCUCCAACAAUCCCUGCUCCUUCUCCCAAAUCUGUCGGCCAGCUGCCUUUCAGUACUCCUGCCAGACUGUGCAAAGACAAACCUGCACCGUCACUGGAGAUCCACAUUACUACACCUUUGACAACUCAGUGUUUCACUUCCAAGGCACAUGCACUUACGUUCUGUCAGAGCAGUGUCAGAACGGACUGCCCUACUACAGAGUGGAGGGGAAGAACGGGCAUCAGGGCAGCACUCAUGUUUCAUGGACAGUACUGGUCAAAGUCUUUGUUUAUGAUGAAAAUAUCGAGCUGGUUAAAGGACAUCAAAGUCAGGCCAAGGUCAAUGGAAGCUUUGUAUCAACUCCAUUUUCCCUCAGAAACGGCUCUAUCCAGGUUUAUCAGUCAGGUUUCUCUGUGAUCAUCAGCACUGACUUUGGCCUGAUGGUGUCUUAUGACAGGUUUUUAUAUGUCCGAAUCAGUUUGCCCUACACUUACCAAAAUAGCACAUGUGGGCUCUGCGGAAACUUCAACAAUCGCCCUGAGGAUGACUUUCGAACCCGUGAAGGUGAAGUGGUGAGCUCUGAUGUGGUUUUUGCCAACAGCUGGAAAGCCGCUGGUGAUGAUGAGCCUGGCUGUGAUCCUCAUUGUUCAGGUCUGGCCUGUGCUGGCUGCACAGCAGCUCAGACAGCACUGUACAGAAACUCUGCCCACUGUGGUAUUCUUGAGAACAGCACAGGACCGUUUGCUGCAUGCCAUCAACAACUCGCUCCAAGAUCUUUUGUGGAUAGUUGUGUGUAUGAUCUCUGUGUCAGUGGAGGGUAUCAACCCAUUCUGUGCCAAGCCCUAAAUGUCUACUCAAGUCAGUGUCAACAAAAUGGGAUCCAGCCGCAAAGCUGGCGGCGUUCUGGCUUCUGUGAAAUUCCCUGCCCAGCCAAUAGCCACUAUGAGGCCCAGGGUACAGGAUGUCCAUCUACAUGUGUCAACCCCAAUUCCACCAACAACUGCCCCCUCCCAAAUCAAGAGAGCUGUGUCUGCAAUUCAGGCUACCUCCUGAGUGGAGGGGCCUGUGUCCCUCAUGCUGACUGUGGCUGCAGCUUUGAGGGUCACUACUACCGCUCAGGAGAAACUGUCAUACUGGAUGCAGACUGUGGGAGGCGCUGUACAUGCAGCUAUGGCUCCAUGACUUGCAGCUCUCACAGCUGUGGCCAACAUGAGUCCUGCAGGGUGCAGGAUGGAGUAAGAGGUUGCACACCAAACAGCUUUGCAACAUGUUGGAUAAGAGGACCAGGAUCAUAUAAUACAUUUGAUGGAGUGAUGUACCAGUACCCAGGAGCAUGUCGCCUGACCCUUGCCAAAGUUAUGGGGUUCUCUAAUCAUUCGCACUUCAUGGUCACUGUGGAAAAAGUUCCUCAGGGGCCACAGGGUUUCUCUAAUGUCCUAAAGUUUGAGGCAGAGGGAACACAAGUUGCUAUUGAGAUGGCAAAUACUAGCACCGUUAAGGUUGAUGGCCAACUGACCAGACUGCCAUUCAGCUCUGGAUCCAACAGAAUCCGCAUCUUCCAAAGCAGCACUCACAGUGUCAUCCUUCGCACAGCCUUUGGUGUAACUCUGCAGACUGUCUGGCCUCAUUUUGUGCGUGUCACUGCACCAGGUGUCUACAGUGGUUUAUUAGGUGGACUUUGUGGAAACUACAAUGCUGACCAGAAUGACGAUUUCCGUACACCCAAUGGUACUCUAGUCAGUGACUCCCAGAUGUUUGGGGACAGUUGGCGAGAUGGCUCCCUGGCAGAUCACUGUGUGGAAAGCAGACCUCGUAAUUCUGCAACCAAUUUCAGUUCCAGUGAGUACUGUGGAGUUCUUACUUCACCCACUGGGCCCUUUACAUCAUGCUGGGCUGCAGUGAACCCCUGGCAGCAGGUAGAUGCAUGUGUAGAAAUCCUCCAAGGCUCUAGAGAUCCAGCAUCAACGCUGUGUGAGGUCCUCCGAGAUUAUGCACUGAUGUGUCAACAUAAUGGUGGAUCCUUGGGACAGUGGAGGAAUGCAACUGGCUGUGUACCAACCUGUCCAUCAAACAGUCAUUAUGAACUCUGUGGAAGUUCAUGUCCGUCUUCCUGCCCCAGCCUCUCCUUCCCCUUCACCUGUGACACUCAGUGCCAGGAGGGGUGCCAGUGUAAUGAUGGGUUUGUCCUCAAUGGUAACCAGUGUGUGCCUCCAACAUCCUGUGGAUGCUUUCAUGAUGGACGUUAUCGGCAAGCUGGAGAACAGUUCUGGGAUGGAGAAGAAUGUCAGAGCUUUUGCACCUGUAAUGGUGUAACUGGUGUAGUCCAAUGUUCCCCAAAUUCAUGUGGACCUCAGGAGUCCUGCCAUGUUGUGGGGGGUGAGUUUGGCUGCCAUCCCAACCCUCAUGGCACCUGCUCUGCCUCUGGAGACCCGCACUACCUGACCUUUGAUGGCAAGGCCUAUGACUUCCAGGGAACCUGCCGCUAUGUUCUGGCAACAGUUUGCAAUAACACUGUGGACCUUCACCAGUUUUCUGUGAAAGCAAAGAAUGAACCGUGGUUUGGACUGCCAGUUUCUAUCACGGCUGAAGUUUUUGUUGAUAUCUUUGGCUAUCAAGUGCGUAUGUCGAGAGGCAAGAGGGGUACCGUGGAGGUGAAUGGAAUCACAAGAAACCUGCCAAUUGGCUUCAAUGGAAGCUUGUCAGUUUUUGGGAGUGGAUCUCAAACACUUGUCAAAGCAAAGUUUGGACUGAACGUCAUGUAUGAUGGAAGAAGCACAGUGUCCAUUUCUGUCCCCCCAAGCUACAGAGGAAACAUGUGUGGACUUUGUGGAAACUUCAAUGGAAAUCAAACUGAUGACUUCCACACUCCAAGUGGAGCAUCAUCCAACUCAGCAGAUGCUUUUGGGGCAGCUUGGAAGGUUCCUGGGAACUACACCUGUAGUGACGGCUGUGGUUCUUCAUGCGCACAAUGCAACGAUGACCGAUCUGCCAGGGCCCAGUGUGAGGUGAUCCGGGCAGCUGAUGGCCCAUUCAGCUUCUGCCACGAGGAGGUGGAUCCAGCACCAUAUUUCAGUGACUGCAUCUUUGAUGUCUGUGUGUCGGGAAAUCGAGGCAGUGAUUUCCUGUGCAGGGCUCUAGAGACAUACGUCAGUGCCUGUCAGUCUGCUAAUGUCCGGAUCUACCCUUGGAGACAAAACACCACUUGCAGAAUUGAGUGCCCAGCCAACAGCCAUUAUGAGCUGUGUGGAACAGACUGUGGCCACACCUGUGCCAGCAGCAUUGAUGCUGCCUGUGACCAUGUUUGCUCUGAGGGAUGUUUUUGUAAUGAAGGGUUUUCCAGGAGUGGAACAAGCUGUGUCCCUGUGGAGAGCUGUGGCUGUCAGCAUGACGGCUUCUACUUCAAUGCCGGUGAGUCCUUCUGGACAGAUAGUUGCUCCCAACAGUGUGAAUGUCAAGCACCCAAUGUCCUGAUCUGCAGUCCCUCAUCAUGCACUCCUACACAAGAGUGCACCAUCAGAGAUGGUCAGCAGGGCUGUUACGACGCCAUGUCUACCUGUACUGUAUGGGGUAACCCACACUACAUCACCUUCGAUGGAGCCCUAGCUCAUUUCCAGGGAUCAUGCUCUUACAUCAUCACUGAAAGCUUGAGACACAGCAACAAUGAAACUCAGUACAAAGUCGUGGCCACGAACAAGCACAGAGGAAACGACUUUGUGUCUUUCGUGUCAUCAGUUGAUAUAUUCCUCUCAAAUCAUCCAGAGAGUGUUCAUGUCAGACUCGGACCAAACAAGAGAGUGAAGGUAAAUGGAACAGAGGUUUCUCUUCCCGCCACUGCAGGAAAUUUUGGUCAGGUGAUGAGGCAGGGAAGUUACAUAGUGUUUAAUGCUGUUGAUGUCGUAGUCCAAUUUGAUGGCUCCAGUACUUUAUUGGUCAGGAUGGGUCGCAACUAUCAGAGCAGAGUCAGUGGAAUGUGUGGGAACUUCAAUGGUGAUCCCAAUGAUGACAAAGUUUUGCCCAAUGGUACUUUGGCCGAAAACGACAAGCAAUUUGGCCACAGCUGGAAAUCAGAGACAAGCCAAGCAGGAUGUGAAUCCACUGAAGAGAGAAGUGGUGAUGGACUAAGUGACUGCCGCUUCAUAGAAGAAUACACAGAACUCUGCAGAGUCAUCAACAACACCAGUGGCCCAUUCAGUUCUUGUCACCUGCAUUCUGACCCCCAACCAUUUUUCACUUCCUGUGUUUACGAUCUCUGCAUCUACACACCAGCCAAUGGCAUGCUGUGUUCUGCUGUCUCUGCUUAUGAGAAAACCUGCACCAAUUUGGGUCUAAGCAUCCCCAACUGGCGCUCUCCCUUGCGUUGUGCCGAGAUUGACCCCUGUGAACAGCUGGACUGUGGAGAGCAUGAGUGGUGCGGUAAGAAAGACGGUGUGUACAGUUGCUUUUCUGAUGAGCACUAUCCUAGACCCAACAAUGAGAGCUACGGACCUCUCUACCCAAUUUCUGGAAACACAACUCAACCAGCUCUCGAUGGAAGCUCCCCUCGGAUUGCUCUACAACAACCUUUUGUGUAUUUUGGACAAUCAUACAAUGAGAUUUACGUGAACCAUAAUGGGCAUAUAACCUUUAAUAAUCCAUGGGGGAUACACAUACCUCAAAGUUUUCCAAUGUAUGGGACCAGGGACAUAAUUGCUCCAUUCUGGACUAUAUUUGACAACAGACAAACUGGUCUGGUCUACUAUAAACAAUAUACAAGGGGCAACAUCCUCAACCAAGCAACAGAGGACAUUAAUAAUUACUUCCCACAGUUCAACUUUACUGCAAGCUGGGUGUUUGUUGCAACUUGGCAUGAAAUACCCUACUGGCUACAUAAUAAUUCACAAACAACCAUCCAGGCUGUCCUGAUCUCUGGAGGCCAAUACUCCUUUGUGCUGAUGAACUAUGGGAAUAUAUCCCCAAAUCGUUGGAACGUACAGGUUGGAUACGACACAAUUAAUUCCAUUCACUAUCUCACCGUUCCUGGAUCCUUCUCCAGUAACCCUUCAGGCAAUUACUCAGUUUUCCACCUUAACAGUAACGUCAAUGUACCUGGUCGCUGGGCUUUCCGACUGGAUCAUGGAUCAAGAGGCUGCACUUUCAACAAUCUACCUGUUGAAUUUGGCAACUCUUUCUGGAGUGACAGCACCUGUGCACAGAAGUGCACCUGCACCAGAGCAGGGCUGCAAUGCUCCAACAAUCCCUGCUCCUUCUCCCAAAUCUGUCGGCCAGCUGCCUUUCAGUACUCCUGCCAGACUGUGCAAAGACAAACCUGCACCAUCAGUGGAGAUCCACAUUACUACACCUUUGACAACUCAGUGUUUCACUUUCAAGGCACAUGCACUUACGUUCUGUCAGAGCAGUGUCAGAACGGACUGCCCUACUAUAGAGUUGAGGGGAAGAACGAGCAUCGCGGCAGCACUCAUUUUUCAUGGACACGGCUUGUCAAAGUCUUUGUUCAUGAUGAAUCUAUUGAGCUGGUUAAAGGACGUUAUGGAGAGGCUAAGGUCAAUGGAAGCUUUGCUACAGCUCCGUUUUCCCUCAGAAACGGCUCUAUCCAGGUUUAUCAGUCAGGUUUCUCUGUGAUCGUCAGCACUGACUUUGGCCUGAGGGUGUCUUAUGACAUGUAUUCAUAUGUCCAGAUAGCUGUGCCCUACACUUACCAAAAUAGCACAUGUGGGCUCUGUGGAAACUUCAACAAUCGCCCUGGAGAUGACUUUCGAACCCGUCAGGGUGAAGUGGUGAGCUCUGAUGUGGUUUUUGCCAACAGCUGGAAAAUAUCUGGAGAUGAUGAGCCGGGCUGUGAGGUUCAGUGUUCAGGUCUGGCCUGUGCUGGCUGCACAGCAGCUCAGACAGCACUGUACAGAAACUCUGCCCACUGUGGUAUUCUUGAGAACAGCACUGGACCGUUUGCUGCAUGCCAUCAACGACUCCCUACAGGAUCUUUUGUGGACAGCUGUGUGUAUGAUCUCUGUGUCAGUGGAGGGUAUCAACCCAUUCUGUGCCAAGCCCUAAAUGUCUACUCAAGUCAGUGUCAACAAAAUGGGAUCCAGCCACAGAGCUGGCGGAGUUCUGGCUUCUGUGAAAUCCCCUGCCCAGCCAAUAGCCACUAUGAGGCCCAGGGUACAGGAUGUCCAUCUACAUGUGUCAACCCCAAUUCCACCAACAACUGCCCCCUCCCAAACCAAGAGAGCUGUGUCUGCAAUUCAGGCUACCUCCUGAGUGGAGGGGUCUGUGUCCCUCAUUCUGACUGUGGCUGCAGCUUUGAGGGUCACUACUACCACUCAGGAGAAACUGUCAUACUGGAUGCAGACUGUGGGAGGCGCUGUACAUGUAGCUAUGGCUCCAUGACUUGCAGCUCUCACAGCUGUGGCCAACAUGAGUCCUGCAGGGUGGAGGAUGGAGUAAGAGGUUGCAGACCAAACAGCUUUGCAACAUGUUGGAUAAGAGGAUUAGGAUCAUAUCAUACAUUUGAUGGAGUGAUGUACCAGUACCCAGGAGCAUGUCGCCUGACCCUUGCCAAAGUUAUGGGGUUCUCUAAUCAUUCGCACUUCAUGGUUACUGUGGAAAAAGUUCCUCAGGGGCCACAGGGUUUCUCCAAUGUGCUAAGGUUUGAGGCAGAGGGAACACAAGUUGCUAUUGAGAUGGCAAGUAGAAGCACUGUGAAGGUUGAUGGCCAACUGAUCAGACUGCCAUUCAGCUCUGGAUCCAACGGAAUCCGCGUCUUCCAAAGCAGCAUUCACAGUGUCAUCCUUCGCACAGCCUUUGGUGUAACUCUGCAGACUGUCUGGCCUCAUUUUGUGCGUCUCACUGCACCAGGUGUCUACAGUGGUUUAUUAGGUGGACUUUGUGGAAACUACAAUGCUGACCAGAAUGACGAUUUCCGUACACCCAAUGGUACUCUAGUCAGUGACUCCCAGAUGUUUGGGGACAGUUGGCGAGAUGGCUCCCUGGCAGAUCACUGUGUGGAAAACAGACCUCGUAAUUCUGCAACCAAUUUCAGUUCCAGUGAGUACUGUGGAGUUCUUACUUCACACAUUGGACCAUUUAGAUCAUGCUGGGCUGCAGUGAACCCAUGGCAGCAGGUAAAUGCAUGUGUAGAAAUCCUCCAAGGCUCCAGAGAUCCAGCAUCAACGCUGUGUGAGGUCCUCCGAGAUUAUGCACUGAUGUGUCAACAUAAUGGUGUGUCCCUGGGACAGUGGAGGAAUGCAACUGGCUGUGUACCAACCUGUCCAUCAAACAGUCAUUAUGAACUCUGUGGAAGUUCAUGUCCGUCUUCCUGCCCCAGCCUCUCCUUCCCCUUCACCUGUGACACUCAGUGCCAGGAGGGAUGCCAGUGUAAUGAUGGGUUUGUCCUCAAUGGUAACCAGUGUGUACCUCCAACAUCCUGUGGAUGCUUUCAUGAUGGACGUUAUCGGCAAGCUGGUGAACAGUUCUGGUAUGGUGAAGAAUGUCAGAGCUUUUGCACCUGUAAUGGUGUAACUGGUAUAGUCCAAUGUUCCCCAAAUUCAUGUGGACCUCAGGAGUCCUGCCAUGUUGUGGGGGGUGAGUUUGGCUGCCAUCCCAACCCUCAUGGCACCUGCUCUGCCUCUGGAGACCCGCACUACCUGACCUUUGAUGGCAAGGCCUAUGACUUCCAGGGAACCUGCCGCUAUGUUCUGGCAACAGUUUGCAAUAACACUGUGGACCUUCACCAGUUUUCUGUGAAAGCAAAGAAUGAACCGUGGUUUGGACUGCCAGUUUCUAUCACGACUGAAGUUUUUGUUGAUGUCUUGGGCUAUGAAGUGCAUAUGUACAGAGGCAACUGGGGUACCGUGCAGGUGAAUGGAAUCACAAGAAAUCUUCCAAUUGUCCUCAAUGGAAGCCUGUCUAUUUUUGGAAGUGGAUCUCAAACAUUUGUCAAUGCAGACUUUGGACUAAGAGUCAUGUAUGAUGGAAGUAGCACAGUGUCCAUUUCGGUGCCCCCAAGCUACAGAGGACAUGUGUGUGGACUUUGUGGAAACUUCAAUGGAAAUCCAAAUGAUGAUUUUCACACUUCAAGUGGAGCAUCAUCCAACUCAGCAGUUGCUUUUGGGGCAGCUUGGAAGGUUCCUGGGAACUACAACUGUAGUGACGGCUGUGGCUCUUCAUGCGCACAAUGCAACGAUGACCGAUCUGCCAGGGCCCAGUGUGAGGUGAUCCGGGCAGCUGAUAGCCCAUUCAGCUUCUGCCACAAGGAGGUGGAUCCAGCACCAUAUUUCAGAGACUGCGUCUUUGAUGUCUGCGUGUCGGGAAAUCGAGGCAGUGAUCUCCUGUGCAGGGCUCUAGAGACAUACGUCAGUGCCUGUCAGUCUGCUAAUGUCCGGAUCUACCCUUGGAGACAAAACACCACUUGCAGAAUGGUCUGCCCAGCCAACAGCCAUUAUGAGCUGUGUGGAACAGACUGUGGCAACACCUGUGCCAGCAGCAUUGAUGCUGCCUGUGACCAUGUUUGCUCUGAGGGAUGUUUUUGUAAUGAAGGGUUUUCCAGGAGUGGAACAAGCUGUGUCCCUGUGGAGAGCUGUGGCUGUCAGCAUGGUGGCUUCUACUUCAAUGCUGGUGAGUCCUUCUGGACAGACGGUUGCUCCCAACAGUGUGAAUGUCGUGCACCCAAUGUCCUGAUCUGCAGUCCCUCAUCAUGCACUCCUGCACAAGAGUGCACCAUCAGAGGGGGGCAGCUAAGCUGUCACGACGCCAUGUCUACCUGUACUGUAUGGGGUGACCCACAUUACAUCACCUUCGAUGGAGCUGUGUCUCAUUUUCAGGGAUCAUGCUCUUAUGUCAUCACUGAGAGUUUGAACCACAGCAACAAUGACACUCAGUACAAAGUCGUGGCCACCAACAAGCACAGAGGAAACAAUCUUGUGUCUUUUGUGUCAUCUGUUGAUAUAUACCUCUCAAAUCAUCCAGAGAGUGUUCAUGUCAGGCUCGGAUCUAACAAGAGAGUGAAGGUAAAUGGAGGUGAGGUUUUUCUUCCCACCACUGCAGGAACUUUUGGUCAGUUGAUGAGGCAGGGAAGUUACGUAGUGUUUGAUGCUGCUGAUGUCAUAGUCCAGUUUGAUGGCUCUAGUACUUUACUGGUCAGGAUGGGUCGUAACUAUCAGAACAAAGUCAGUGGAAUGUGUGGGAACUUCAAUGGUGAUCCCAAUGAUGACAAAGUUUUGCCCAAUGGUACAUUGGCGGAAAACGACAACCAAUUUGGCCACAGCUGGAAAUCAGAGACAAGCCAAGCAGGGUGUGGAUCCACUGAUGAGAGAAGUGAUGGACUAAGUGACUGCCGCUUCAUAGAAGAAUACACAGAACUCUGCAGAGUCAUCACCAACACCAGUGGCCCAUUCAGUUCUUGUCACCUGCAUUCUGACCCACAACCAUUUUUCAGUUCCUGUGUUUAUGAUCUCUGCCUCUACACGUCCACCAAUGGCAUGCUGUGUUCUGCUGUCUCUGCUUAUGAGAAAACUUGCACCGUCUUGGGUCUAAGCAUCCCCGACUGGCGCUCUCCUUUGAAUUGUGCUGAGACUGACCCCUGUGAACAGCUGGAUUGUGUGGAGUAUGAGUGGUGUGGUAAGAAAGAUGGUGUAUACGGCUGCUUCUGUGAUGAGCACUACAAUAGAUACAACGAUGAGAGCUACGAUGCAAACGUUGAAUGCUCCAGCAGUUCUGGCACCAUGUCAAUAUCUCGCUGCAAGCUAUUUGAAGCGGGCUUCCACUCCAGUGCUCUCCAUCUCCGAGACAGCUCCUGCAAUGGGACUCUUCAGAACGGACGACUCAUCUUUCACUUUGACAAUGACAACCAUCUGUGUGGUACAACCCUUAUGAGAAAUGGAACUCACUUCAUGUAUGAGAACAGUAUUCAGGGCAAUGCGACCAACCAUCAGAGGAAUCUUCAUCUGCGUUUCUCCUGUGUUUACCCUCUGGCUCAGGCUCUCUCAAUGGUUGUGGACAUCAACCCUGUGGAGAGCAUUCUGAGGAAGAAGCUUCCUAUUGGCACGGGGUCGUAUCGUAUGAGGAUGAUCCCCUAUGAGGAUGAAGGUUUCCACUCCCCCUUCAGCGCUAAUGGACACAUAGAAAUGGAUGUUGAUGAGAUGUUUUACUUGGAGGUGCGAACAGAAGGGGUGGAUCAGAGCCAAUUUGCCACAGUUCUGGACUCUUGCUGGGCCACGCCAGUCAACCAAGCAAACUAUCCUGUCCGCUGGGAUCUGAUUACAGCACAGUGUCCUAAUCCAGAUGAUGGAACCGUAGAGGUGAUUCAGAACGGUGUCUCCACUGUGUCUCGUUUCUCCUUCAGGAUGUUCACCUUCACCAACCACACACAGAUUUUCUUGCACUGCAAUGUCCACUUGUGUCUUUUGAGAAGCAACAACUGCAGAGCUCACUGCAACCCGGAUCACCACAUUCUAAUCCGGAGGGACAUAUCUUACCAUGACUCUGGAGCUCUGUCAAUUGGACCACUGGUACUCGGGGCACAACCAAACACUGGUGGACUAAUCCAAAGAAACAGUGCUGUGGGUCAUCUGACAUCAAUUGUUACCCUGAUUGUCAGUUUGCUGAUGACUGGAAUUCUGGUCAAUUGAUAAAGAAUAAUCACACUCUAAGAACAAGUAAAAUUUUGUUACUUAUGAUUUAUGUUGAUAGGAGGUGUUUUCUGGGUUUUGGGUUGUACUCGUAAUUAUGCAAAGUAAAUGUGCUUUUCUAACAUCUGGGGCACCGUUGUGCUUUAGACCAUUUGUGGGACUAAAGCAAUGUUUGUUUUUUCUGUGGAAUUUUUAUCAUUAACUGUUGGCAAUAUCCGAUUGUAAAAUAUAAAUUGUGUGCUUCGAUAAUUCUAAGGAUAUAUAUAUAUAUAUAUAUAGCUAAUUAAUUUUUACAGGAAAGAGCUUAACCUGUCAAACUGAAUGAAAUUAAGAAGAAUUUUCUCAUUGUUUAAAUUAUAUUUAAGGAUUUUUUGUGUGGUGGGAAAAUAUUCAAUUAAAAAGGGGAUUAAUAAAGAAUAUAGAUAAAGCCUUUCAUGCUUUUUCCUGUUGAUAAAAGCCUUAAUAAACUCUAUGUUUUGGAUCUGA
Xiphophorus hellerii (green swordtail) is the source of this 15100-nucleotide messenger RNA. Its product is annotated as alpha-tectorin-like. Bases 62 to 14614 code for a protein of 4850 amino acids. The transcript is spliced from 172 exons. Gene Ontology annotation, molecular function: protein binding. The record is from RefSeq and is a predicted model, not a curated record. Gene Ontology annotation, biological process: cell-matrix adhesion. NCBI's taxonomy places the organism in Eukaryota, Metazoa, Chordata, Actinopteri, Cyprinodontiformes, Poeciliidae.